UCUUAGCUGCUUUUCGUUUUAUGCGGAAAAUACUCUUGUACUGUCUGAUGCUACUCUAUGCAAACAUCAUUGUUUAUGCCUCGCCUAUGCAAUAGGAACACACCUUUAUACUUCUGUUUAGUAGGAUUUUUGAAGUGACAGCUUCAUAGUUUGCGGUGAUUGACUAUAUAAAGUGUAUUGGUUUGGUUGUAUAUUAUAAUGUAUAUGAUGGGUAAGAUUGAGACAGUACGGUAGGAACACAAAACAUACAAUAUAGAAUCUAUAUUAUAGAUUAUAGACUCUAAUAUACAUUUAUGUUCCUGGGCCCUUGCCCGUACUUCUGCAUUUUUAAAAAGGUUAACUGAAAAUGUUAUUGUUUCUUACAAGGUUUCAUCGAAAAAAUAUAAAAAUUUAUAUCUUACAUAAAUAAAUAUUACCCUAUAAAUUAAAAGCGGAAAAUUACGAAAUUAUAAAAUAUGGUAAACAUAAUAUUUAGUACUUGCAGAAUUUGUUUGCACGUAAAAGUAAUUGAAAGUGAGGUAUGGAAAAAUAUUACAGAAAUAGAUGAUUAUAUCAAUAAUAUAACCAUCGCCGAUAAAAUUCAACUUUUAUCUGAAGUAAAGCCUGACACCACGUCGGAACUUGCUCUUUUAAUAUGCCCAGCUUGUGCUACAACUUUGAAAAUUGCUUAUGAUUUUCGAGUAGCUUGCAGAAAUAGUGAAAAUAUUAUAACAAAUUUUAUAGCACAAUAUAAAAAACAGUCUUUAUCCGAAAAAAUAUUGACUUGCCAUUAUGAAACAAAUAUGAAGGAAUUCAAAUUUGGUCAGAAAGAAAUUGCACAGCGAUUGGACAAAGAAAUAAAAUCAAAUGAUAAUGCUGUUAAUAAGAAGAGUUCCUCAAAAACUAAAGCUGAUCUGAAUGGCAAAUGUAAAAAUAAGAACGUUUUCGAAGAUGAUAAAGAUAAACCCCUUGGGAGCUAUAAUCUUAUAACUGAAAAUAAUUCUGCGUAUUCUGAUAGCGAUGUUGAAUCCUUACGACAAUCUAUAAUAAACAAAUCGAAUUUAAAAACAAAUAUUAAGCCAAAUGAAAUUAAAAGUAAAGUUUAUGUACGCAAAUAUUCAAAAUCAAAUACGAAGGAAAAAAUAUUUGUUUGUGAACUUUGUGGUAAUGUCUACAAAAAAAGAGCUUUGCUAACGGAUCAUAUGAGAUGGCAUAGUGGAUCGAAAGAUUUCAAAUGCGAGAUAUGCGGGAAGGAAUUUUUACUAAACACAUAUUUAGCUCGGCAUGUAAGAACUCAUACAGGCAUAAGAAAUUACAAAUGUUCGUUUUGUAGCCGAACUUUUUACACAAAUGGUUUAAAACGAGCUCAUGAAAAAGUUCAUACUGGGGAGAGAUGCUACAAAUGUGAGCUAUGUACGCGAACUUUUUCAUAUUCCCAGUCUUUACAGCGUCAUAUGCUAGUUCACUCUGGCGUUAAACCACAUAAAUGUGAAGAUUGCGGGAAGGAAUUCCGUCAAGAAUCUCAUUUAAAGCAACAUAAAGCUACAAAUAUUCAUAAAUACAGUUAAGUAGCAAUACAUAU
Condylostylus longicornis is the source of this 1561-nucleotide messenger RNA. RefSeq names its product zinc finger protein 28-like. Gene Ontology annotation, cellular component: nucleus. The transcript has 6 exons. Gene Ontology annotation, molecular function: RNA polymerase II cis-regulatory region sequence-specific DNA binding; DNA-binding transcription factor activity; zinc ion binding. NCBI's taxonomy places the organism in Eukaryota, Metazoa, Arthropoda, Insecta, Diptera, Dolichopodidae. The record is from RefSeq and is a predicted model, not a curated record. Gene Ontology annotation, biological process: regulation of transcription by RNA polymerase II. Bases 456 to 1547 code for a protein of 363 amino acids.